Pomacea canaliculata is the source of this 4507-nucleotide messenger RNA. RefSeq names its product glyoxylate/succinic semialdehyde reductase 1-like. The record is from RefSeq and is a predicted model, not a curated record. Lineage: Eukaryota; Metazoa; Mollusca; Gastropoda; Architaenioglossa; Ampullariidae. Bases 55 to 1875 code for a protein of 606 amino acids. Gene Ontology annotation, molecular function: NADP binding; oxidoreductase activity, acting on the CH-OH group of donors, NAD or NADP as acceptor; NAD binding. The transcript has 15 exons.
AGAGACGCUAUCUCUUUCCCAGAAUGCAACGCUUUCCAUGUGUGGCUUUGCAAGAUGGCGGCGAAGUUUAAAGUUGGAGAUUUGGUUUGGGCAAAGAUGAAAGGCUUCCAGGCGUGGCCUGGGAAGAUCAUAGAACCCAAGCCAGAAGUAAAAAAACCUUCCAACAAGAAGACACAUCAUUUUGUGUUCUUUUUUGGAUCUGAAAACUAUGCUUGGAUACCAGAAGAUUCUGUGUAUCCUUACUUACAGUUCCGUGACAAGUAUACUGAAGCUACUCGCAUCCCACGGGGAUUCAAAGAGGCUCUGGAAGCCAUUGAAGAUGCUUGGCAAGCACUUCCAGCCUCAGUCAGGACAGCAGAUCUGCCCUCCAUUGACGAAGAGAUCGCUCAGAUUUUUCCGAACAGGCCCUCCUCCCCACAGAAAGACUAUUCGCGUGAGCCCCUCUUCGGCAGCAAAAAGGAAAGAAAGUCCUUAGAGCCCAAGCGCAAGCCUAAGCUACAGGGCACCCUCUCAGGUAGCGCAAAGACCAGCCGAUCCAAGUCAGAGGGAGCAGUGUCCAAUCACAAGGAUAUUGACGAUAUAUACCGCCUGCCAGAUGACAGUGAAUUAGCUGAGGAGCCAUUUGAAAGUGUACAGAAGAAACAGAGAGAGAUCAUGAAAAAGAACAAACUGACUCCCUCAUCCAGAAAGAGUUUGCCUGUAAAGAGAGCUGCUCCCUUGGCUUCAUCAAGUGAUCAUACCAGCCCAGGUGCAGCACACAAAAAAUUCUUUGUUUCCAAGGUACCCUCUGCAGCACCUACCACAUCACCAGAUGGUGAAGACUCAUCUGCUAGUGCCCCUUUCAUGGACACUUCAGCUCCGUUGUACAAGGAUGAGGCUUCUGAAGCUAGGCUUUCACCUGAUGAUUCUAGAAUCCAAGCUGAGGAAGAGGAUGAUCCCUACCUGAUGCACGAAGACAAGGAAGAGUCAAUGAUGAACAAGCUGACCAACAAGGCAGUCAUCCCUACACCACUCCGCAUUGGCUUUCUGGGCCUGGGUAUCAUGGGACAGGGCAUGGUAAUGAACCUGCUGCGAUCGGGACAUGAAGUCACCAUAUGGAACAGAACUGCUGCCAAGACAAGAGAAUUUUCCAAAGCUGGAGCAUUUCGUGGAAACAGCCCUGCUGAUGUGGUGCAGUCAUGUGACAUCACCUUUACAUGUGUCUCAGACUCUGUGGCUGUCAGAGAUGUUGUCUUUGGUAACCAGGGGGUGCUACAAGGGAUCACCAAAGGCAAGUGUUAUGUGGAGAUGUCAACUGUGGAUGAGGAAACAGUACAAGAUGUCGCAGAUGCAGUCAUGGCUCGAGGUGGCACGUUUCUUGAAGCACCUGUGUGUGGCAGUCGUGUGCCAGCCCUGGAAGGGCAGCUGAUUAUCCUAACUUCUGGAGAUCGUAAACUGUAUGAUGAUUGUUACUCCUGCUUUGAGGCUAUGGGUCGAAAAUCCUUCUACCUUGGCAACGAGGUGGGGACUGCCACACGAAUGAAACUGAUCCACAACAUGCUGCUGGGCACAAUGAUGGCCAGUCUGGCCGAGGGCAUGGCCCUGGCAGAGAAGGUGGGCCUCGACCAGGAGGAUUUUGCAGAAGUGCUGUCCCUUGGCUCACUCAGCUGUCCCACUAUCAACCAUAAAGCUCAGGCCAUCCUGAACCAGCGGCAUGACCCACACUUCCCCCUGCAGCAUCAGCAGAAGGAUCUGCGUCUGGUCCUCAGCAUGGGCGACAGCGUAGAACAGCCACUGUUUCUGGCAGCAGCUGCUAAUGAGCUGUACAAAAAAGCCCGGCGCUUAGGUUAUGGUGAGGGGGACAUCUCUGCAGUAUACCGUGCAGCAUGUUCGUAGUGAGGCAGCUGUUAAAAACAUCGGCAAGAGAGAAGUAGAAGAACAGGUGAAAAGACACUAGACAUCUUGACAGUCACACCAUGUUUACAGACAUCACAUCCUUUAAAGCUUCUAUGGAAAGGAAGAAGUUUGGAUAAUAUGAAUUCAUCCACAGUUGUACACAGGUGUCUAAAUUUUUUAGCCAUUGAUUAAAUACCUAACAUUAAGAGGGACUAGCUGCAGUAAUGAUGUCAGACCAGGAAGGUUUGCCGCCCGGAUACACACCAUGCCUUUGAAAGGGGUUGUGCACGGUGCUUGGUGCAAAAAAAAUGUUUGCAGCAAGACCAUAGUUUCUUUACUGCAGUGUACCUUUUUGUAUUUAAUCAGCUAAUUUUGUCACGCAGAUACCUGCCUUGUACAUAGACAUCUUAUAACAAUCCAAUAAAGUGGCAUGGUGUAAUAGGAGUUUUUAUGAGUACGUUAAUAUUUGUCUCACCAAUGUAUGCAUCAUUUCUUGUCAUAGAUCAUUUGUGUGUGGGUGUGAACAGGUACGGGUGUGCGUAUGUAUGGGUGUGCACAUGCCUGCUUGAGCAUAUGUAACCUUGCCAUAUUUUUGGCUGGUCUACUGUUAUAUGAUUCAUUGAAUGCUCUGGCUUUCUCAUGAAGUUGGAUAAGACUAGUUGUAGUGGUUUUCAAGAUGUGCAGGAAAUAUAUUAUAAAUGGGCCAGUGCAGACUUUGUCAUUAAAUCUGUGACAAAUCCUGUGCUGAUGCCAGUAUACAUUGUACAUACAAAGACUACGCUUUAUACUUUAUUCUGUAGGAGUGGAGUUGUUUCAGUGGUCUGUUGCCAGAGGUGCAAUGAUAGAAAUAAUGGCUGAUAUGAUUUCAUUUUUAAUAAUCAUGGAGUGAAAGCUUUUGGAGGAAAAACUUUAUUUGUAGUGACGUAAUUUUCACGCCUUUAUCUGUCUCUCUAAUAGUUAACUAGUGGUCGUUAACUAAAACUCUUUUUAGCACCAGUUGUCAAGCUUGUGGUCGUCACAGUAAGACCAACAAAACAUUUUACUUCAAUGGCAGCAGGUGAGAAGGGAAGAUUUCUAAUACAUGGUAUCAAUUUCCAAUGGGAUUUUUGUGUGGCCCACAGGCCUUUAAAACAGAGUUUGUUAAACUGUCACCAGUUUGAUUGUCUUGUGCAUGGGGAUUUCUUUUUUAAGACAGGUGGAAGACUUAGCCUUUUGAUGUGUCUAGACAUGUAAGGAAGGAAUUAACACUUUUUGAUAAAGCAAGAUAUUGAGCCAUCAUGCCACAAUGUGGAAACCCCCUUAAAUACCAGUUUCGGUAGUACUGUCUGCUUGAAACUGCAUGUGGUGUUUGUGUAGAAUCAUGAAAUGGACAUCAGCCAUGAUUGUAUUAUCUUUAUUGUGUUAAAGUGAAGCAAGGACCAUGUUGUAUACUUUAUAUUUGUGUUUGAAAUGGAUCUUUCCGUUACACGGUGUGUUGAAACUGUAGGCAAGAGCAGCUUACAGCAACAGCACACACUGAAGAUGGUCAUGUUCAAGAUUCAAGGCACAAUUGCUGUAACAUGAACGAUUGAAUAUAGCAUGAGGCAUACAGAGUAGAGUUUUUUUAAUUUGCAUUUGCAGAAAGAUACAGGCAAGGUAUUGUUUGCUGAUGCAGGUAUUUCCAUUCGUGAAAUAAAUCAGAAGCAUAAUGUUUUCAGUAAAGCAAAGGAAAAGAAAUAAAUAGCCAAGUCAUGAAUAUUGACUCCGUGCAGAAAUCAAGCCAAAGCUGAUGGGCAAAGGAUGCAUGAUGGGUGAUCUACCAUUCCCUUUACCACUAGACGCUUUAAACAAAAUGUGCGACUUAAGCAUUCAGUGAGAGGUAGUCAAUCAAAUUUUAAGAUGUCCCUAAAGCAAUUUGACAUCUUUGCAAAGCUAAAGAAGACAGGAAAAAAAUAGCAAUAUUCAUCAUUUAAAGGUGUGGAAAGUUGGGGAAAUUUGUUAAAUGCAUCAUGUCAUCCAUCAGGAUUCAUAUCAGAGUAAUGACUAAGAUAUAUGCAUGUUUAAUGGUGCAUAAAGGUUUACAUUUAAUGGCAGUGUAAUUUGGCCCUUUAAAAUGUAACUGACAACAGGUGGUGGGGGAAAACAUUGGUAGUCCACUGCAGCAGGCCUUGGAACAGACCAUAGAACAGCAAACUUAAUCUAGAUUUGCAUUAUUUUAACUGCUUUUUUAAGUUUUCUUGAAUGGUAACAUUUUACUUAGCUGUAAAUAUAUUCAAAAGAAAAGACAUUUUUUAGACCAAGAAGUUUAUAUUCGAGAGAUAAUAGACUAUGUCUAAGCAGCAGCAAUGCUCUUGCAUGUGUGUGUGAGCUGUGAAUGUUUUUAUCUGAUUGUUGCUUUCCGUUCUUUGCAUGUUUUAUAUAGCCCUCUUGACUUUCUUCUUUAGUAGUAAGUCAGCCCAUGCAUUUUCUAUAAUCAUUUAUGCCACUUGUUUCAGAAAUCACACUUUAAUAUUUGUCCCUUCAAAGAUGGAGUUGUCCAUUGUAGUUCUGGCUGGUACAAUUUGUGUUUUGAGGACUUCAUAGAGUAAUGUAUUUGUGUAACAUCAGCUCAUCAUGUUUCAUUUGAAGUAAACCCUUUUAUCAUAUAUCUACA